AUGCUGGCCGGGCUUUCCUGGCCCGAGGCGUCGGCGCUGGCGCUGCUGGCCCUGGCUCUGCUGGUCACCCUGUGCCGGCACCUGUGGGCGCUGCGCUGGAGCCUCAGCCGGGACCGGGCCAGUGCCCUGCCCCUGCCCAAGGGCUCCAUGGGCUGGCCGUUUUUUGGGGAGACUCUGCACUGGCUGCUCCAGGGCUCCCGCUUCCAUAGCUCACGGCGGGAGAGAUAUGGAAACGUCUUCAAGACCCACCUCCUGGGCCGGCCGGUGGUGCGGGUGACAGGCGCUGAGAACAUCCGCAAGAUCCUUCUGGGCGAGCACACGCUGGUCAGCACGCAGUGGCCACAGAGCACCCAUAUCAUCCUGGGCUCCCAUACCCUGCUCAGCUCCACUGGUGACCUGCACCGCCAACGCCGCAAGAUCCUGGCCAGAGUUUUCAGCCGUGCUGCCCUGGAGAGCUACCUUCCACGGAUCCAGAAGGUUGUGAGCUGGGAGCUGCGGGGCUGGUGCAUGGAGCCGGGCUCCAUCGCAGUUUAUUCCUCCGCUAAAACCUUAACUUUCCGCAUUGCAGCUCGGAUACUCCUGGGGCUCCGCCUGGAGGAAAAGCAGUUCAAGGAUCUGGCCAAAACUUUUGAACAGCUGGUGGAGAACCUCUUCUCCCUGCCCCUCAACAUACCCUUCAGUGGGUUGCGCAAGGGAAUAAAAGCACGGGACAUGCUACAUGAGUUUAUGGAGAAGGCUAUACAGGAAAAACUGCAGAGAAACAACCCAGAAGAUCACAGUGAUGCUCUGGAUUUCAUAAUGAACAGUGCCAAGGAGCACGGCAAGGAAUUCACCAUGCAGGAGCUAAAGGAGUCAGCAAUUGAGCUCAUAUUUGCUGCUUUUUUCACCACGGCUAGUGCCAGCACUUCUCUGAUCCUCCUGCUCCUGAAGCACCCCUCAGUGAUUGAAAAAAUAAGGCAGGAGCUGAUGUCCCAUGAACUGUAUCAGCAGUGUGAGUGCCACCCUGCAGGACCCUGCCCGGACACCCUGACCAUGCAGAGCAGGGACAGAGAGAAACCACGUUUCCACUCCACAGCCAAAGAUGUUCAGAAGGAUCAGAGCCAGCCCCCGGCCUCAGUGGAGGAAGGUUCCCUCCAGUCCGGUGCCCUGCUGGAGCCCACCGUCCCCCGGAGCAACUUCUGCACUGGCUCCCAGCUCCAGGCACCAUCAGGGCAGAGCUGUCACUGCUCCUCGGACAUCAGCCUGGAGAAGCUGAGCCGCCUGCGCUACCUGGACUGUGUGAUUAAGGAGGUGCUGCGGGUGCUGCCCCCAGUCUCCGGAGGCUACAGGACGGCACUGCAGACUUUUGAGCUCGAUGGCUACCAGAUCCCCAAAGGCUGGAGUGUCAUGUACAGCAUCCGUGACACACAUGAGACAGCUGCUGUCUACCAGAGCCCCCCCAGCAGCUUCGACCCAGACCGCUUUGGUGCCACCCGGAUGGAGGCUGCAGGCCGGUUCCACUACAUCCCCUUCGGUGGUGGGGCACGGAGCUGCAUCGGGAAGGAGCUGGCACAGGCCAUCCUCAAGCUGCUGGCCAUUGAGCUGGUCAGCACAGCCCGCUGGGAGCUGGCCACCCCUGGCUACCCCGCCAUGCAGACUGUGCCCAUCGUGCACCCCGUUGAUGAUGGGCUGCAGCUCUACUUCCACCCCUUGUAGCCUGGCCAUGGCUGUGGGGCCUGAGCUAGGGGUACGCUGCUCCCCUCAGCCCUGGAGCUGAUGCCCCUCCACAGCUACUGGGGGCAGGUCUCCACUGCUUCAGGCUGGGUAUGGCACUGGAUCACUGCAGAGCAAAACCUAAAGGUCUGUUUUUCCCCUCCUAGUGUACAGGCUGGUAGGGAGAGUCCUGCAGAGUCACGCUCCUGAACGCUAGGGUGAACCUCAGCCCCAGCCUGGGGGCAAAACCCAUCGAAGUUGCUGGCAGGGAGCAUAUGCCAUGGGGCCUCAGCCAGCCCCCACUCCAUAAAGGUCUCCAGCUACCAGGGAUGUGGAGCAAAACUCAGGCCUACAGCUAAGGCUCCCAGAGCAUUUCUAUCCCUGGGUUGUCUCCUACCUCUCCUGUGUUAUAGGAGAGGCAGGAUGAACAUCCUGAACACUGUAGCUUUUUAGAUGUAAAAAGAAGAAAGAUGGGGGGCUCUGCAGGAAAACACAAGCCAGAGCUGCUCAAUUCAUGGCAUCAGUGCUAGCUGGAAUAAUAGGGUGUAAAGUGGUUUUUAUUGUAAAUAUUUAAUCUCAUUCCUGCACUUCCCAUUAGAGCUGGCACAAAGAGGAUAUCUCUCAGUCACCCAGUAGUAGUAGCUGUGUAUGUUGUGUUGAGCACUGUGCUGCUGCUUGGGGUCUGCCAUGAAGCCCCACUCUGCUGUCCCCACAGGAUGUGCUCCCCAGCUACAAGUCCAAUCCUAACCACAGGAUCGAACUGAAGCAUGGGAGGGGGUUUUGGGGAGCAAACAUUUAGAAAAUGGACAUUUCUGAGUAUGUCUGAUUUGUGGUAGAAAGUCCCUUGUUCCUGGUGAUGCUGUUCACAUUGCAGAGGGGACAUUUGCAAGGUGACACAGGCUCUGUGGUGACUGGCUGGCCAGACUGACCUUGCCAGCUCUGUCAGCCUAGCUCUGCCAGCGAAAGUGCCAGGACAGCAGCUCCAUGGUCCAUCCACAGGGUGGAAGCUUGGGUUCUGAGAGCACCAUUCUAGAUGGUUUUUGAGUACCUCCACAGAGUGUUUCUCUCCCAUGUAAAAUGAAGUGAGUCCUGUUGCUUGUGUACUGAUAACAGAACUAGAGCCAGGUCCUUGGUCCACAACAAUACGUUUAUAAGCUUCUUUCAGCUUCCCCUUUGCUCCCCACUGUCAUACAUCCUGUGUGGAUGCAGUGGGGAAAAUAAUCUGCCUUGUUCCUCCGGAGCAUUCUGUGUCUGGUGGUGUGGUGUGCUCUGUGUGAAGCACCAGCUUGACCUGUGAGGGCCAAAAUGUGGCACAGUGUCCCUUUGGAAAGGCCCUGAGAGCUUUUCAGUCUCCUGAAACUGUCAUCCUCCUGCUUCAGUGCCAGGCUACAAAUGACCUCACCCUGGCCAAUCCCCCUUGUCCGUGCCGGGGCACUGCAGCAGGGUGUGUGCCGCCGUUGGCUGUCUGAGGGCUGUGCAGUGACCACUCUGCCACCUGGGGCAGAAAUGUGGCUCCCAAAUGUAACAGGUCAAAUCUGGAGGUUGAACUGCAGGGCUGAGUUAAGUGCUGUUGGCAGGCCGGCCCUGUGGCGAACCAGAGCCUCUGCCCCUCCUGACCUUGUCCUGAAAGGUGUAUCUUUUGCUUAUCAGAGGUGAAAUCAGUAGAUGGCGGGUGCAAGUGGCAAUGACUAACUUUAAUUAGCAGGAGCUGCUGGCUGACUGAGACCGCGGGCGAUUCGGGGUCCCACCGCAGGCAGGGCUGUGGGCAGGGCUGAGCCUGGUGCAGAAGGGUCGGGGCUUCUCCAGCAGCGCACUUAAAAAUUACCCCGAGCGCUAACGAGCCCUGUAGCCACCCGCUGAAAAAUGUAACAUGAAUCUAGUUAAAAAAAAAAAAGACUUGAAACUGAUUUUGUUUGCAGAUAAACACGAGCAUUUACAAAUGAAGUGUAAUAAUUGUUACUUGUAAUCAAAGUUUGUUCAUAUUAGGCUGUUAAUUUCUUGACCCCCUUCCAAGAUGUUUUUAAUUAUCCCUUUCACUCUUUACCAUUUGAUUCUUUUCAAGCCGGUGGCUGGGGAAUACACAGCUGGGGAGAUAAUAAAGCCUUCCUGUGGCAAUUAUCGGUGCUCAGGCCACCGUAUCUCGUUAUUUUGAUAGACAGUGAACUUGGCGCGCUUGCCGGCCGGGUUCACGCAGAUGUCACGGUCCGUGUUGUAGGUCAC
Lepidothrix coronata (blue-crowned manakin) is the source of this 3912-nucleotide messenger RNA. Its product is annotated as cytochrome P450 26C1. NCBI's taxonomy places the organism in Eukaryota, Metazoa, Chordata, Aves, Passeriformes, Pipridae. The record is from RefSeq and is a predicted model, not a curated record. The transcript is spliced from 6 exons. Bases 1 to 1695 code for a protein of 564 amino acids. Gene Ontology annotation, molecular function: monooxygenase activity; oxidoreductase activity, acting on paired donors, with incorporation or reduction of molecular oxygen; heme binding. Gene Ontology annotation, biological process: sterol metabolic process.